This is a messenger RNA of Caenorhabditis elegans, 1347 nucleotides long. It is a transcript of the gene srg-15, whose product is annotated as Serpentine receptor class gamma-15. Bases 5 to 967 code for a protein of 320 amino acids. Gene Ontology annotation, molecular function: transmembrane signaling receptor activity. NCBI's taxonomy places the organism in Eukaryota, Metazoa, Nematoda, Chromadorea, Rhabditida, Rhabditidae. Gene Ontology annotation, cellular component: membrane. The record is from RefSeq and is marked reviewed. Gene Ontology annotation, biological process: sensory perception of chemical stimulus. The transcript is spliced from 6 exons.
UAGAAUGACUACUAACUAUUCCGAACCCGAUCCACUUGUUUGUGAUGAAACCUAUAGCUCUAGCAUCGAAAUUUUAAAAUAUCUUUUAACAAUAUCAUAUUUAAUACCAGGAGGAAUCCUUCAUUUAUUCAUACUUCAUACGAUUUUAGUGACGAGAAGAGGUUAUUUCAAAGGUAGCUCUUUUUUUGCAAUUUUUGCACUGGAUUCUGUUUCGAGCAUUAUAAUUGUUUUUAUUGAUUCAUUUUACGGUCGUCUCUUUCUUUAUGUCCCUCCACUUUGUCCCAUCGUUGGCCCAUUUUUUUGGGCGUCAUCAUUAAUUCCAAAAAUAUAUUUCUACUUGAGUGUUCACACAAGAUUAUCUAAAUGCGUAGCCCAUAUAUGUAUGGUAUUGAACAGAAUGACAUGUGUUCUAAUGCCAACUUAUUAUGGCCAGAUAUGGCGUAAGUUGACCAAAGUGUCUUUAGUGAUAAUAUGUAUUCUUCCAUUGGGUGGAACUUGGAAUAUAAUUAUUUCCCCAAGAUUUUACGUUUUACCAUCUUAUGGUGGAUUUGCUAUAAGCUAUGUCAGAGCAAUUCCUUGGGCUUCAUCUUCUUUGUUCCAAUCAAUUUAUAUCCUCACAGCUCUUGUUUUCACUUUUAUAUGUACAUCAGUUACUCUCUAUAAGCUCAUUUCUCUAUCUGAUCGUAUAAAAUCAGCUGAAAAAUCGUUAUGUUUCUCAAAUAUUUAUAUUUCUCUCACUUUUUUAGCAGCGGCAGCUAGCCAGGCUCUAUAUGCGUUUUGCACUAGUUGCAUGUCAUCUGAUUUAUUAUUCACUGCUCAAUUUCUGGCGUUUGAUAUGUUUACUGUUGGAUCUGCUGUUAUAUUAUUUUGGAGUAAUAGCCAGAUACGUGGAUUAAUACUUCCUUCAAAAGCAGAAGACGAUCGGAUUUUCAGAGUUCAAACGAUCAAUAACUCAUUUACUCAUUGAUCUGAAAAUUGAAUCAGUUAAUAAAUUUUUUUAAAGGUUUUAAAUCGUUUUAGAACAUACGUUUGAUUGUUAUGUUUCUAAAAAGAUUGAGAACUUCCAAAAACAUUUACUUUUGAUUCUGUUCUCAGAUUCAUGAGUAAGUCAGCUAUUUAUUCUUUGAAAAUAUAGAUUUUUGAAGCAGAAAUAGUUUGUAUUUGUUUGUUUAAUUAUAGUAUAAAAGUUGAACCUUUAUUGAAUUACGUACAUAUUUACGGAAUUUUUAUACAAAUUUCGUUGUUGAAUUUGAUAUUUUCUUUUCCUUCUUUUUUUUCCCAACUGAUUCAUACAGUUUUUCGAAAUAAGUCUGUAAAAUUUAAAUCAUUAAUAAUAACGUUUUGAUA